AUGAACCUUUCAUCUUUCAAAGAGGAUUUGUGUUUGUAGAACUAUCGACUCAAGAACUAAACAACUGCCGAAUUUAUGCUUUCUAACAUGAAUUUUCGGCGUCUUUUUCAAGACUUUAAUCCAAGCAAGUUCCUUCUGUUUUUUAUGCUGUUCGUUUUCACAAUUCUCCUGGCUCUUCGUCUUGAUGGAGCAAUUGAGUGGAGCUACUGGGCCGUCUUUACACCAGUUUGGAUUUGGAAAUUAUUUGUGUUUUGUGGUGCUUUCACAGGGAUAUAYCUYUGGAUUAAAAGGCCAGAGUACAGAGGUGAAGGUGAAAGCUAUAUAGAGUUYAAGGCAAUGAUGAUCUGUCUCUUUCUACAUAUGUUACUGUUUAUCUUUGAAAUACUUGUGUGCAUUAAUCUUGAUAAGAAGCUGUAUGCAUGGAGGAUUAUGUUCAUGCCUUUAUAUGUCUUGUCAUCUGUGUCYAUUAUUGCUUGUGUUUGGGGCUUCAGACAUGACAGAUCUGUUGAGCUAGAAACAGUAUUCUCAGUAAACAUACUACAGUUCAUAUUUCUAGCAUUAAAACUAGAUAAUGUGAUACGAUGGCAGUGGGUGGUUGUGUUUGUUCCUAUGUGGAUAGUUCUCUCUCUAUUAUGUUUAUUAGUUCUCUACUACAUUAUUUGGUCUAUUAUUUUUGUACGGACAGCAGAAGUUUUACCAGCCCAAAGACAUGGUCACGUCAUGGUUGCUGUUGCUUCUGUUCUUCUUGUGAUACCUUUGUUAGUUUUUCAGAUUAUUCUUAGUAACUGGUUAGACAGUGAAAAUAAAGAUAUGUUUGUAGGAGUUGUAGCCCCUUUACAGAUAUCACUGCUCAGUCUUUUAACUACUUCAUUCUACCACAAAGGAGGAAAUCACUGGUGGUUUGGCAUGAGAAAAGACUUUUGUGAGUUUUUACUUGGAAUCUGUCCWUGUCUACAAGAGUAUGGCAAUGUUUCAUAUAAAUUUCCAGGAAGUAUAUUUAUACAAGAGCGAGACCAUCAAGAGAGUUCCUUAGAGGACAUGCAUCGUAAACCUGUAGUAUCRGACUACCAAAGCAAACCAGUAGUGCCAAUUGUGUCAAUUGAAAUGCCAGAUUGAAAUUCAAGAGGGAAAGUUGACAUGGAUUAAGUGUUUACAAAUCGGCAACGUCAAGGAAGCGAAGCCUUUCAGGAUGACAGGCAGCACGCACAUCACACCCAGUGAUGGAAAAGCACAAAACUAAGCGUACAACAGCAAAGCCAAACAAAAAACACACACCACAAAGACCACAUCUAAUCUUAGAAMACAAAUGAAAGCAUUGACAAUAUUGUUAAAAGUAAUGUUGGGUUAUGAUAUACCAGGUGGUGGUAAAACCAUGGAAUUUCAGAAAUGAAAUCAUACUACUUUGAUCAAAUAACUCAUGCUUUGAAAGUAAACAUAGGCUUUUAUUCCACAAAUCCAGAACACUUAAGCAUAGUUUUACUAUAAUACUAUAAUGCAUUUGCUCUUCUGUAAAUUUUUGUGAAUAGCUUUUGUAAAUAACUAUUAUGAUUUACAGUGUAAGAAGACAGUAMACUAUUUGUUGAAAUAUUAAACUAUCAGAAACAGA
Messenger RNA from Exaiptasia diaphana, 1606 nucleotides. RefSeq names its product transmembrane protein 185B. The record is from RefSeq and is a predicted model, not a curated record. The transcript has 7 exons. Lineage: Eukaryota; Metazoa; Cnidaria; Anthozoa; Actiniaria; Aiptasiidae. Bases 76 to 1116 code for a protein of 346 amino acids.